Messenger RNA from Siniperca chuatsi (mandarin fish), 5260 nucleotides. RefSeq names its product dpy-19-like 1, like (H. sapiens) (gene dpy19l1l). Gene Ontology annotation, cellular component: nuclear inner membrane. The record is from RefSeq and is a predicted model, not a curated record. Gene Ontology annotation, molecular function: mannosyltransferase activity. The transcript is spliced from 22 exons. Bases 137 to 2353 code for a protein of 738 amino acids. NCBI's taxonomy places the organism in Eukaryota, Metazoa, Chordata, Actinopteri, Centrarchiformes, Sinipercidae.
UCUGAGGCGAGGAACCAGCAUCACUCAGGUAGUAAAGGGGCAGAUCCGAGGACCAGAUACGAGCAACUGUGGGGCUGCUUUGCUUGCAGCCCUCGGGUUUUUCCUCGCUGCCUAACCUCGGCUCUUCCUGCAAACCAUGGUGGCUAAAAACAGAAAACAGACCGGCAAGAGUCCAGCGACCCAGACUGACCGUGACAAGAGCCCGCUUGUUUCGCCCCCUGGCAAAAGUAACGUUAGGCGACCGGGCAGGGAGGGCAAAGCUUUCAACAGCUCUCAUCCAAACGGGCUCUCGGGCAUCAGACACAAGCUUGGGCUAACUCCCUCUGCAGUCGCGAAGCUGGGAUUGACUCUCCUCCUCGCUGCUCUGUCUGGGUACCUCCACUGGCAUCAUCUCUCACAGCUGUUUGAGAAUGACAGACACUUUUCACACUUGUCUAACCUGGAGAAGGAAAUGGCUUUUCGGACAGAAAUGGGUCUGUACUAUUCCUACUACAAGACAAUUAUUGAGGCUCCCUCUUUCCUGGAUGGCCUCCACAUGGUCAUGAACGAUCGGCUGACAGAGUACCCCCUGGUUAUUAACACACUGAAAAGAUUCAAUCUUUAUCCAGAGGUGGUCCUGGCCAGCUGGUACCGGAUGUACACAUGUGUAAUGGGAUACUUUAGGAUUCCCACGAAGAUGUGUUGGUCCAUCAACAGAGGAGAGGGACUCACUCCUGUGGACAGCUGUGAAGGGAUGGGCGACCCGGCGUAUUUUUACGUGACCUGUGUGUUCCUGCUGAACGGCGCGAUGAUGAGCCUGUUCUUCAUUUACGGCGCCUACCUCAGUGGCAGUCGACUGGGCGGCAUUGUUACCACGAUGUGUUUUUUCUUCAAUCAUGGCGAGAGCACUCGCGUGAUGUGGACUCCGCCCCUGAGGGAGAGCUUUGCCUACCCCUUCCUAGUCCUGCAGAUGCUCCUUCUCACCUACAUCCUACGGACACGGAACCCAAGCAGGACAGCCAUGGUUGCUCUGGGGAUCUCCAAUUUGUGCUUUAUGUUGCCUUGGCAGUUUGCCCAGUUUGUGCUGCUCACUCAGGUGGCUUCUCUGUUUGCUUCUUACAUCCUGGGUUACCUUGGUGCCGCCAAGAUGCAAUCCAUCCUGGUCACUCAUAUGAUCACUCUCGGCGUCUGCUUUAUCCUGAUGUUUGGCAACUCCAUGCUGCUCACGUCAUUCUACGCCUCCUCACUCGUCUCCAUCUGGGCAAUCAUAGCAUUGAGGGAUCGGUUUGCUCAAGUCUUCAAACCUGGCAUCGUCAUCUGGGUCAUGCAGGGUUUGGCUUGGGUUGGCUUCACAAUUCUGCUCAAAUUCAUGCUGUCCACAAUCCUCUGUGCCUCAGAUGAUGCUCACAUCAGUGGACUGAUCAAGUCUAAGUUCACAAGCUACAAGGACUUCCACACUCUGAUGUACACGUGUGCUGCCGAAUUUGACUUCAUUGAGUUAGAGACUCCUCUACGUUACCUCAAAACGUUGCUGCUGCCCAUCAACAUGCUGGUGGUUGCUGUUAUCACUUGGAGGACUGUCCAGGAUAUAGUCCGGUUCCUGAGGGACGGAGGGAAGGUGCCUGUCAAGGCUGACGAUGUUGAUGAAGCUGCAGGGUCUGAAAUAGUCGGAAAAGGAGAGCUGGUGUACCACAGCCUGCAGCUGGUGGCGUUUGCUGUCCUGGCCAUCCUCAUUAUGCGUCUGAAGCUCUUCCUGACGCCCCACAUGUGCAUCAUGGCCUCGCUCAUCUGCUCCAAACAGUUGUUUGGCUGGAUCGGGGAGAAGUUUAAACACCAGACUGUCGUGUUUGCAGUCAUGGCCAUCAUGGCCAUACAGGGAGUAGCCAACCUGCAGGCCCAGUGGGCAAUCAUUGGAGAGUUCAGCAACCUGCCGCAGGAGGAGCUGCUGGACUGGAUCCAGGACAACACCCGUCCUGAUUCUGUGUUUGCUGGGGCCAUGCCCACCAUGGCCAGCGUGAAGCUUUCCACAGGUCGGCCCAUCGUCAACCACCCCCACUAUGAAGACGCUGGUCUGAGGGAGAGAACCAAACUGGUCUACUCCAUGUACAGCCGCAUGUCUGGAGAAACCGUAAAGAGGAACCUGAUGAAGCUGGGAGUGGACUUCUUCGUCCUGGAGGAUUCCUGGUGCACCAGGCGAACCAGGCCCGGGUGCAGCAUGCCAGAGAUCUGGGACAUUGAGGAUUCCCAAAAUGUUGGUAAAAUUCCCCUCUGCACCCACAUGUCCAAGAACUCACGACCCUACUUCACCACAGUCUUUUCCAAUGACAUUUACAAAGUUCUCAAAGUUCCCAAAGCUACCAAAGAUCUCAGAUAACAUUGUGGGACGGACUUGUUCAGCACCAACUUGUUGUUCUUUCCACUACUUCUUUUUUUGGUCGGUCACUGCCGUUGCUGCUUUUUACUUUUUACUUCCUCAAACCCUCACAGUUCCACUUUUUUGCAGGGCUCUGUUUCACUGAGCGGUAGACUAAUAAUAGGUUGGACACUCCAAAACAAUUUGCCAUGAGUCUCUCCACUCUUGGUGCCCUCACAGUUCUCAGUAUCUGUGACUUAAAAAAACUCCCUAUUCCCCACAUUUUGCCAAUCAUCCUUUUUGCUGCAUCUUUGUCAUUCAGCGAUGUUCCCAUCACGCUCCAGUUGGUGCCCAGGUGAGAGCCAAAAGGUGUCAUAGCUCUUCAUUUAGUUUGUUGCAUUGGUUCUGUUACAUAGAAUCCUUAUUUGAAGGAACAUUGUCCUCAAAGAGAUGCUGUUCAGUAUUGUUUUUUACUGUAUAGAAUUCAUUUUCUUUGACUUAUGCUGAAGAAGUAAAUCAUUUCUGGCGGGACCAAUCAAUGAUGUCCACAUACUGUGAAGCAAUACCCUUUGCAAACUUGACAAAAGCUGACUUCUUCUAUUGUUAUGCACAGUGUUGAUCUGAAAGAUUUUUCAGUAGUACACUAUUUUUAUAAUUUAUUUGUGUGAAUAUUUUUAUGCAAACUUCAAGGUGUUAAGAUGUUUUCUUUAGAAGCAAAUCACAGGGGAAAAUUCUGUUCUUGUGUUUGAAAGCUUUUAAAACUCUUUUUAAUACAUAUCAUUCAGCCUUGGCAUCUAGUUGGAAAUCACUCAAGAUUUUUAGCUAAGUAUCACAUAGUAGAAGAGCUUUCGUUCUUAAUUCAGUUAGAAACUGGCAGAAAGAGGGUUUUUAAUGGCAAAACAACGUAAACAAAACAAAUAGAUUUCCCCUAACUCUGCCCUGUAACAACAUUUUUGUAAAUACCCAAACAAUUAUUUUGUAAAAUACCAAUGUACGGCCUUUAAAGGGUUCUUUUUGUCUUGAAUUAUUGUUUAUUGCCAAAGUAAGUCUUGUUAUUAAAGCUGCAUCGGGGUACUGUAGCACAUGAAAGAUGUGUUUUUAGUGAUUGAGAACCAUCAGUUUGUGAGUUCUGUAACAGCCAAUACAAACUAUUUGUAGCAGUGAAUUUUAUGUGAAUGGUAGCAGUCGUUGGUUCCUUCUUCGGGCCUCAUUAAUGAUUGUUUGACAUGUUGGGAAAUACGCUUAUUUGCUAAGAUAACAAGAUCGAUACCACUCUCAUGUCUGUAUGGUAAAUAUGAAGCUACAGUCAGGACAGACAGUUUAGCUUGUCUAUCCGUAACUUGUACUGUCAAUAAGUGUCCUUUACACCCACUGUAGGUUAAAUUAAUAGUGGCACCAUAGCUGCAUGUUGCAUUGAUGGUUUGACCAAAUAUACAGUAAUCAGACUCAUCAGACAGUUUAAAUUGCAGUCAGUUUAACUCAUAUGCACUAUAGUUUAAAUGUUUUUUUGUUUUUCUCACAUCAACCUACUUUUCUUUGUUCCUGAAGCUUGGUGUCAUUUUUCAGAACAAGGACAGCAGUUGUGGAGCUGCAAAGCUUUACAGUACAAAGUUCAUUUUACGGCUCGAUAAAUGAACAGAAUGAGUCAACAUACAGUAGGUUUGUCUUUAAAGGAAUAGUUCGACAUUUUGGGAAAAAAUGCUUUUUCGCUUUCUUAACGAGAGUUGGAUAAGAAGAUUGAUUCCACUCUCAUGCCUGAACAGUAAAUAUGAUGCUACAGCCAGCAGGCAGGUUAGCUUAGCUUAGCACAAAGACUGUAAGCAGAGGGAUACAGCUAGUCUGGCUUUGUCAGGCUAGUUCAAAAAUACACCUAACGACAAGCUGUGUUUUUACAGGUUGUUAUGUGCAGGACUAUUUCUUAGCUGAGCGCAGUAGUCCAGCUGGUUGCCUGGCAACCUCACGGUGACGACAAGAUGACAAGUUACUGUUUCUGGCCAAGAAAUAGUCCAGCACAUACAGUAACCCCAUGUAAAACUACAAUUUCUUGUUUUUACUUUGUUUUUCAAUGGAUUAACCAAAUGAGAAAUACCUCUUAAUUAAUUAACUUUAGAGGUGCUGGUAGGCAGAUUUUGUUACUUUUGUAGAGAGCCAAGCUAGCUGUUUCCCCUUGUUUCCAGUCUGUAUGCUAAGCUAAGGUACACAGUUGCUGACUAUAGCUUCAUAUUUACAGACAGAUAUGAGAGUGGUAUUGAUCUUCUCAUCUAACUUUUGGCAAGAAAGCAAAUAAGUUAAUAAAUUAGUAAAUACCAAAUUUCCCAAAAUGAUUCCUUUCAGAAGGGGGAGUCUCCAUGUUGGAGGAGUGGCAACAGGAGAAACAAAUAUUAUACAUUUUUCCUCCCUGAUCUCUCUUCCUCCUGCAAGAGCGUAAAUUUAAGCCACCGCCACACAGACAUUUGGCUGUUAAUGUUAAUGAGUUUUCUGUUGCAUGUUUACUCCUCCAACAUGAUGGCAUGUCCUUCACAAUCAUUGGUAACUACUUAUCAAAUAUUCCGUGAUGGGUUUCGUUUCUAAAAAGGCUGCAAGUUUCUCUCAGCUUUAAUUUACUUUUUGUGUAUGAAAAGUCCUACUGUGGUGAGAUUAAAUGUGCCGGAGCGAGCCCAGUACACAUUUAAUCUGUGACAUUUUGUCCAUCUGAUUUCAGAGCUGUUUGUUUAUGUACUACUCGUACAAAGACUGAGGUUUCACGGUGUAGAAUUGAUCUUGUAAGUCAUCUGCCCGUUUUUAGGAGUGGGGCUGUUGUCACACUUCCUGAAACCCUUUGACAUAAAUAGUUUAUUCCUGUCGCAGGCGUUGGUGUGUUUCAGAUGUCUUUUAUAAUAUUUGUCUAUUUUGUCUGUAUUUUAAAAAAUAAAGUAUUUGGCAUCAGCA